UUUAUGCCCUUGAAAUGACCUCAAAGUGCUCACAGCUGAUAACUAUUACGUGGACGAAUAGAAAUUUAGGAUUAAAUAAAGAAGCUGAUUAUCUAUUCUCAUUUGAAUUAGAUACUAAUACACUUCCGUUAGAAUUAUUGAAUAAAGAUUUAGAUACUCCAGAUUUUAAUUGGACAGAUUUAUUACCCGACUCUAAUGAAUUAGUAUCUCUGGACGAUAUUAAUCCUGGUAAUUUUUCAAAAUCUAAACAAAUUAAAAAUGAGAAAGUGAAGUUUACCAAUUGUCAAAGAAAAUCUUUGAUUAAUCAUUUUAAUCCAAUACCAAAAUUUUCAUAUCAAGAGAAAACUAUUCAACAACAAGAACUUUUAUAUUCAUCAUCAUCAACUCAUAGUUCUUCAAGUUCUGUCAAUAACCAUCAUCAUUGUCAUCAAUUGUUGAAUUCAACGGAAAUUAAUAAUGAGUGUGAUAUGAAUGAUUCUUAUAAAACUAAUAAAAUAAUUUGUCUAAAUAAUGAAGACUUACUAAAUGGUAAACCUGGAGAAUGCGUUAAAUUAACUUCAGAAGAAUAUAAAAUGCUCCAACAAAUCGGUUGUCAACUACCUAUCAAAUUUCCAUUAAGUCAAACUAAUGAAAAAGCAAUACGUUCUGUCAGACGAAAAAUUCGUAAUAAACUCUCUGCUCAAGCUAGUCGUGCCAAACGUCAAAAGUAUGUGAUUGAUUUAGAACGUCGGUAUUCUAUGUGUACUGAAGAAAUCAAGCAAUUACGUCGACAAGUAUAUGAAUUGGAGGAAGAUAAACGGAGUCUUACAAUACAUUUACGCAAAUUACGGUCUUAUAUCAAUAAAUUCAUGAAUAAACGAAGUGAAAAGUCCUAUUUACCACUAUUCGUGAACUCUGACAAUACUGAAUUUAAUCAUCAUAAUAAUAAGGUGACUGCUAAACAAGCCGCUAAAGCGGCAGCCGGUGGAACUAGUCUCUUGUUAAUGACGUUUAUGAUAUUGAUGUGGACUGCUGUAGUUCCAAUACCGUCGGUCAUAAAAACGUUAGAUACUGCAUCAUCGAUGUCUACAAGAAAUUUUUUCAGUUCAUUUCCAGGUCGGUCUCGAAUGCUGAUGAGUAUUAACAACCCUCCAGAAUUGUAUUCUUCCUCCUCCUCGUCUUCUCAAGACCUAAUUCUUAAUGAAUCAAAAACAACUUUAUCCAAUCCGGAUAUUAUACCUGAGAGUACAAUUCAAUAUAUUGUUCCGAUUAGUAAAUUUAUUACACCAGUGGUAAGUGAUUUUUUAUUCGUGUUUAUUAUGUUUUGUUUCUUUUUUUUACGAGAAAAUCAUGAGUUUAAUGUUUAAUGCUACUUAAGAAUUUGUCUUCGUCGUCUCUAUUGUUUUGAAGUUAUUCAAUCAUUGCGAUAGUUAAACCUGAUCGUUGUAUACUACACUGUAUACAACUAUGAAGUGGCGUAGAACCGUGAUGAGGGAAAAAUAUGGAUAGCUUUCUUUUUACCGGUGUUUCCGAAGUUUUCAAUGUAUCUAUGUAGCUGUUGUGUCUUGUUAUUGAGUUUCAGUACGGCCUAUGAUGUUAUGGAUUUAGGAACAAAAACGAUUGAGUUCCUCUAAUACGAUUGGUUCUCUUUGGAACUGACAACAGUCAAUUAUACUUAACACAUCAAACCUCGACGGCUAAGACAGGAAGAAGACGAUAUGCAGGUAACUUGACAUUUGUGGUAGAACAAGCAACUCAAACAAAAUUGGCACAAAAGUUGUUACUAUAUUAGCAGAAUAUGACCUUCGAGCAUGUAGCAGCUUAUCGAACUAAAAAAACAUGGCAACCAGUUAGAGGGCAAAAGUCAUACGGAAAAUCGAGUGGGCAGAAAUUAUCGUUCCACAACAGAUCUUAGCAUUUCUAAGAAACCUUGACUAUUCGUGCAACCAUCUUAGCAGUAGCGUAAGAAUCACAUAGCUAACGUUUUCAUUAAGCAAUAAAUUUCAGGGUCAUCCGUUAAUUUUUUUUAAUCGUUUAUGAACUGCACAAUGAUUCAGAACUUUAAUCAAUUUGGAAAUAAUCUCCUAUGCACAUUUCAAUGUGAUUGACUUAUAUUCAUGUAUCGUUUAUACAUGUUAAAUAGUUUAGUUUGUUAAGUAUGUAUUUUAUGUAAGACUAUUUGCUUUUAACUGUUUUGCAUUAAUUAUCAAGUGGUUUUCAAAUUUUAAUUUAACUUUGUGCAAAGUUAAUUAAUCAAGCAAUUAAGUUUAAAUCUGACCUAUUCUAUCUUAAAUAUUCUACAGUUUAAAUGAUUAUUACUUUCUUCAUCAUUUUCAAAUUAGUUAUUGUUAAUUUUCACACUUACUUAUACUGUUUAUUACAGUGUUAACAACUCUUGAAUCGAUUUUCCAUAUUUGUGCCAAUUUGUAAAGCAAAAUGUACUCUACGUUGUAGUGUCAGAAAAUUAGUGCAUGUGAUUUAUUAAAUUCAGUAGACUAAUGUUUGCUGGUGUGUGAGUAAGCUGGGGAAAAAAACUAGAGGAGAGAAAAACAAAACAUAAGAUCAAUCCAGGAACUCAUUGAUUGUUCAAUUAACCCUUGUCUAUAGGUACAGACUAUGCUUUAUUAAGGUCCACUCGAUUAUCAUAAUCACUAAUUGAAGAUGUUUGAUUGUGGUGGCAUGGUUCAAAACUAAUCUGAACGGUUCAGAUCUAUUCACUCUUUAUCUUUCCUUACAUCUUGAGUUACAAAAUUAUCUUAUACUUGAUAUUCAUCAAAUUAGUUUUUGCUUCAAGAUCCAUAUUCUAUAUGCCUUAUGUUUUCAUUCUUUACUAUCACUAAUGCUGUUAGCAGUUCUACUAUUCUGAUGCGUUUGUCUUGAUAAUUUCAUCAUACUGUAUUGAUGUAGUAUGAUAAGUUGAACCGAUCCGAAUAUUUAUCAGAUUUUAUGUUGUUUAUGACCUACUAACUAAUAUAAAUCAUUUCAUAUUGACUAUUAAAGAAGGCAAUCCAAUCACUGAAAUUCAACAAAAGCGGAACAGAUGGGUAGAAUACUUCGAGGAACUCCUGAAUAGGCCGGCUCCAAUGAAUCCACAUCUUCUGGUGGUCAACUGGAUUAUGAGGACCUCGACAUCUGAAGGAAAACACGGAAUACAACGGACAACUCAAAAUCAAUUAGACGAUUUGGACUUCGCAGAUGACCUAGCCCUCCUAUCGCAUACACACGAACAGAUGCAAAGACAGUCAGUGUAGCAGCAGUCUCUGCAUCAAUAGGCCUCAGCAUACGCAAAGGGAAAACCAAGGUCCUCAAAUUCAGGGCGGAGAACAGCAAUCAUACCACUCUUGAUGGCGAAACUCUGGAAAAUGUAGAAUCCUUCACAUACCUAGGAAGCAUCAUCGAUGAAUAAGGAGGCUCAGAUGCAGACGUAAAGGCAAGGAUUGGCAAAGCAAGGAUAGCAUUCGUACAAUUGAAGAACAUAUGGAACUCAAAACUACUUUCAACCAAUAUCAAAGUGAGAAUCUUCAAUACCAACAUCAAGGCAGUUCUACUGUAUGGAGCUGAAACUUGGAGAACUACAACAACCACCAUCAAGAAGGUACAAGUAUUUAUAAAUAGCUGUCUUCGCAAGAUACUCAACAUCCAUUGGCCGGAUACCAUCAGCAAUAGCCGUCUGUGGGAAAGAACAAAUCAGCUUCCAGCUGAAGAAGAAAUUAGGAAAAGACGAUGGAAAUGGAUAGGACAUACAUUACGCAAAUCGUCAAACUGCAUCACGAGACGAGCCCUAACUUGGAAUCCUGAAGGAAUGCGGAAAAGUUGAAGGCCAAAGAACACAUUACAUCAGGAAAUAGAAUCAGACAUGAAGAGAAUGAAUAACAACUAGAAAGAGCUGGAAAGUAUUGCCCAGGACAGGGUUGGAUGGAGAAUGCUGGUGAGCGGCCUAUACUCCUUCACGAGGAGUAACAGGCGUAAGUAAGUAAGUAUAUUGACUAUUAUGCAUAAUUCUAAUCAUAAUCAUUCAAUAAUGUUUUAUUUUAUUUAUUUUCAUUUGAAAGAUUACUGAACACUAAUGAAUAAUCUAUCAGAAAUUAAUUUACAUUUAUAACUAAUAUUUUUACACCACAAUUAUCCAUCCAUAUAAAGUGCCCAAGCCAAACACAAAAUCAAUAUUCUCUAAACAGUAAAAUUGACGUUAAUAAUAAAUAAUUCCAAAGAGAGAAUGAGAGAGAGAGAGAGAGAGAGAAAAAAAAAGAGGAAAAUAGUUGAAUCAAAUGAAGCAAUCAAUGAUACUUUCAACAAUAACAAAAAAAAAAGAAUAAAGAAAUAAAAAAGAUAAAGAAAAGAUUAUCUUAUCUCUUUUUUUUUUCUAUUAAUUUCAUUCUUAUUUAAUAUUGUCAUAGAGUCCAUUACCAUUUAUAUUAUGUAUGUUUAAACAAUAAUAAUAAUUAAUCAUAUUUUGAUUUAUAUAUAAAUAUGAAAAAAAAAGUUUUUUUUCUUUUUUCUUGAUAAUAAAUAUACUUCAAUUCAUUAAUUUUUAUGUUGUUGUUCCGUUUUUUCUUCUCUCUUCUUUUUUUUUAUUACUCUUAUUAAAAAUAAGUCAGUAAAACCGGACAAUAUUGUUAGUGAUUACGUUGAUUAUUAUCUAAACGAUAUAAUUCAUAUUUUGAAAAUAAUUACAAAGUGCUUACUGAUUUACAAGCAUAAUCAAGGUUAAUAAUAAUAAUAAUAGAAAUGGAACCAGCAUUCUCCAACCCAUUCUGUCCUGGGCCUCCUUUUCUAAUUCCAUUCAAUUCUUGUUCAUCUUUUUCAUGUCUAUUUCCAUUUCUCGGCGUAAUGUGUUGUUUGAUCUUCCUCUUUUCCUUUGACCUUGAGGAUUCCAUGUGAGGGCUUGUCUUGUGACGCAGUUGGGUGCUUUCCUCAAUGUGUGUCCUAUCCACUUCCAGCGUUUCUUCCUGAUUUCUUCCUUCGCUGGGAUCUGGUUUGUUCUCUCCCACAGUACGUUGUUACUAAUACUGUCCGGCCAACGGAUCUGAAGUAUACUAGAAUGAUUAGGUUGAUACAAAAUGAGAGGGAACAUCAAUGGUAUAUUAUUUAAAAAGACUUUUUUAAUUGAAUAUUUAUUAUAAAAAUUUUAAGAAUGUAAAAUAUACUAUAUAGAUGAAAUGCAUAAUUUGAGGUAUAUUAUUUUAAUGUACAACAUUAUUAUCAGAGUAUACAACGUAAUCAACAUCAAUUUUGUAAUUAUAGAUAAAUCUGUAAUCAAGAAUGUAACAUGGACAUAUGUUCAAUGGCAUUGUCACAACUUUAUGAGAGUUUUAUAAUGAUAAAUAUCGCAUACAGUGCAACAGUCAGAAAUUAGUAUUUUCUUGGUAUAAGGAUUGUUAUGUCAUGUUUGAAAAAGUGCAAUUUGGUGAUGAAUGAUUCCAACUCUGUUAAAGGGUACUUAUAGUCAUCUACAAUUAGAAGCAAACUGAAUGAAAAUGAAAAAAAAAACAUGGAAUAACAAGGUCUCCUUGAAAUGUGAAUAACGUGGAUUGUAAACACAAUUCCAAGCACUUAAUAGCCUUGGAUGGAUCUGACGGAUAUCGUGAAUUCAAAUUUGAAUUAGAUUCUAAACAAUCAUGAACAAUAUCCAAUGUUUUGUUGAUAGGUACAUUGGUAAAUAAGGAAGAAAAUCAUUGGAGGAAUAAAAGAAUAAAGGACCUAACGACAUGAAUACUCUAGCAGUGUGGCACAUUAAUCACAGUGAGAAAAAAAAUAUCAAGACGACUACAACCAAUGUUAAGUGACUGAAGUCUCAAUCAAACAUCACGUGCACUGAUUAUUUGUAUUUUGAUAUUUAAUAAGAUGUAAAAUGAUUCUAAAAUUUAAUUACCAAGUCC
Molecule: messenger RNA, 5858 nt
Organism: Schistosoma margrebowiei
Lineage: Eukaryota; Metazoa; Platyhelminthes; Trematoda; Strigeidida; Schistosomatidae
Source: the annotation of a GenBank genome assembly